This is a messenger RNA of Vigna radiata var. radiata (mung bean), 1933 nucleotides long. RefSeq lists its product as uncharacterized. The record is from RefSeq and is a predicted model, not a curated record. The coding region runs from base 230 to 1387 and encodes 385 amino acids. The transcript is spliced from 3 exons. NCBI's taxonomy places the organism in Eukaryota, Viridiplantae, Streptophyta, Magnoliopsida, Fabales, Fabaceae.
AUGUCAUUUCUCUGCCGUUGAACAGAUAAUCUGUCGCUUUUGUCUCUUCCCCAUUACUUCCUCUCUCACAUACACAAACACAAGCACACUCUCUUUUUAACUCCCAAACCACAUUCACAUUGAUACCUCUUUCUUUUUCCUCCUUCUGUCUGAAUAUUUCUCUCAGCAUCUUCUCCUUCAUUCACUUCCAUUCCUUCUUCCUAAUAAUCAUUACUCUCGAGACUCUUACAUGCCCCAAAUGGGUUCUAGAGCACGUUGGCGACAGAGUUGGGCUCCACAGCCUUUGACACCCUUAAUCGAAGGUCCUGGCCCUGAAAUGCAAGAGGAGGGCACCAAGAAAGAGAGUUCAUGGGAAGUCAUUAGGGAAUGGUUCAGAACUCAGAAGAUCUCUCCAGGUGGAAGCUUCUCACAAUCAUUCUAUGGAACCAUUCAUGCCAAGACCCAAGAUUUAAGGCUUUUGCUCGGUGUCUUGGGAUGCCCUUUGGCUCCUAUUCCCUCAGCUCAUGAUCCCACCCUUAGCAUUCACAUCAAAGACACCCCAUUUGAAACUUCAACUGCCAAGUACAUUAUCCAACAGUAUUUGGCUGCAACUGGGUGCCUGAAGCAGCAAAAGGACACCAAGAACAUGUAUGCCACUGGGAUGGUGAAGAUGAUAUGUUGUGAGACAGAGAUUUCAUCUGGGAAGAACGUAAAGUGCUUGGGAACAAGAAGCAGUGAAAAUGGUUGCUUCGUACUUUGGCAGAUGCUACCUGGGAUGUGGUCACUUGAAUUGGUCGUUGGUGAUCACAAGGUGGUUGCAGGAAGCAAUGGCAAAACUGUGUGGCGGCACACACCAUGGCUAGGCACACAUGCAGCUAAAGGACCCCAAAGACCCUUGCGCCGAAUCAUCCAGGGUUUGGAUCCGAAGACCACAGCGAGUUUAUUCACGAACGCGCAAUGCUUGGGCGAGAACCGAAUCGGGACCGUUGAUUGCUUUGUUCUGAAGGUUUCUGCCGAUCGUGCGGCGGUGGUUGAACGGAGCGAGGGUCCCGCAGAAGUGAUAAGGCACAUUCUCUAUGGUUAUUUUUGUCAAAAGAGUGGGCUCCUCAUAUACCUCGAAGACUCUCACCUCACACGGGUCCCAACGCAGGACAAUGAUACGGUGUUCUGGGAGACCACCACAGGCAGCAGCAUCGGCGACUACAGAGACGUUGAUGGAGUCCUCAUCGCCCAUCAAGGGCGCUCCAUUGCCACGGUAUUCCGGUUCGGCGAGCUCUCAAUGCAGCAUAGCCGAACCCGGAUGGAAGAGAUUUGGACCAUUGAUGAUGUGAUGUUCAACGUGCCUGGACUCUCCAUGGACCAUUUCAUUCCUCCAUCAGAUAUCUUUAACAACAUAAGUUCUCCAUAAUAACCUAACUUUAUUAGAGGGGUUUGGUUUACCUUUUUUUUUUUUUUAAUUAUGAUUUUCUCAUUUUUAGAAUUUGAAAUAAUUUUCAUUUUGGUCUCCCAAAUUCAAAAAGAAGUUUUAGUCCCUCAAAAUUAAAAAAAAAAUGAUUUCAGUCCUUAAAUAAUAAAUUUAAAAAAUUAAAAUGAGUUUUUAAUAUUUUUUAUGUUUUAUUGGUUAGGGUACAUGGUUUCAGCUUCGGGGUUCAAGGGUUAAAAACUAUUUUUAAUUACUUAAAUUUAAUGCUUAAUGGCUAAAAUUAUGUUUUUUUUUUCUAAAUUUCAGGGACUACUUUUUCUUUUUAACUUGGGAGCCAAAAUCAGAAUUAUCUCAAAUUUUAAAAUUAAAAAUCAUAAUUAAACCUUUUUUCUUCUUCUUGAGCAAUGUGAAUUGUAGUAUUACUUAAUUUUGGGGGUGGUAUAAUGAAAAGAAUUGGUGGGAGAAGGUGUAAUUUUACUUUUUGCCUUUGUUCAUGUUUUCUAAUGUAAGCUUUUAGUGGGCACUAGUUAA